Messenger RNA from Fulvia fulva, 1656 nucleotides. Its product is annotated as Lysophospholipase 2. Bases 1 to 1656 code for a protein of 551 amino acids. NCBI's taxonomy places the organism in Eukaryota, Fungi, Ascomycota, Dothideomycetes, Mycosphaerellales, Mycosphaerellaceae. Gene Ontology annotation, cellular component: intracellular membrane-bounded organelle; cytosol. Gene Ontology annotation, molecular function: A2-type glycerophospholipase activity. The transcript has 2 exons. Gene Ontology annotation, biological process: glycerophospholipid catabolic process. The record is from RefSeq and is a predicted model, not a curated record.
AUGGCUGUCCGUUCACUUGUCGCCACUCUCGCUUUGUGCGCUGCUGCACGUGCAGCACCCGCGCCAGAGGCCUUGGAACCUCGCCUGAUACCAGUCGUCGACUUCGACUAUGCUCCAAAGCCAACAAGCUGCCCGAGCACAGCACUUGUACGCAAUGCAGACAGUGUCAACGCCGAUGAGAAGAAUUUCGUCUCUUCCAGGAAACCAAAGGCGGACAAGAGCCUCGCUGCUUGGUUGAAGAAGCAAGGCAACUUCAAUGCGGCCUCCCAACCAUUGGUUGGCUUCACUUCUUCUGGAGGUGGCUAUCGCGCUCUGCUCGAGACUGCCGGUGUGAUACAAGCAAUUGAUGGACGAGACAGCAACUUUGGCACCAGUGGUAUCUUCCAAGGUCUCACGUAUGAGGCUGGUCUUUCAGGUGGAGCAUGGUUUCUCAGCUCGUUAGCUGGUAACAACUGGCCCACAAUUUCAUCCCUACGCGAUGAACUAUGGGAAGAGGCCUUCCAAGCCAGUCUCUUACUGCCGGCAAACAUUCUCGCCUCCGACCAGUAUGUAGAAAUUGCAGUCGAUCUGACCGCCAAGGACGUAGCCGGCUUCGACAACACCAUCGUCGACCCAUAUGGCCGCCUGCUCUCCUACCAGCUUCUGCACGGCAAUGACGGCGGUGAUGACAUCCGCCUCUCCUCCCUGACCGGCCUCAGCAACUUUACUUCCUACAACGUCCCCUACCCAAUCAUCACCACUCUCGGUGUCGAUAACAGCUACGAAGGCCAAUGCUAUCCAACCAUAAACGCCACUCAAUACGAGUUCCACCCCUACGAGUACGGUUCCUGGGAUAAAGGCGUUGCGGCCUUCGCCCAGUCAAAGUACAUGGGCAGCGAUCUCACCAACGGCAAACCCACAAACGCCAAUAAAUGCAUCAAAGACUACGACAAUAUUGGCUACGUCUUCGGCACAUCGUCCGACAUUUUCGCCGCGGUGUGUCAAGCUAUCGAGCCCGCUACCACUGGCAAUGCAUCACUAGCGCAAGUCCUCCAAGCCCUCGUCAACGAGACCAAGACGCCAGCCUUUCAGGACUUGUUUGGCAUCUACCCCAACCCCUUCUACAAGCUUCCUCAAAGCCCUACGGUCAAGGAUAGGCAGCUCAUCACCAUGGCCGACGGCGGGUUGGCAGGACAGAAUGUCCCCAUCUGGCCUUUUAUCCAAAACAAAGGACGAGUCGUAGACGUCCUGAUCGCGAACGAUAACUCCGCCGACACCACCGACAACUUCCCCAAUGGCACAGAAAUCCACCAGACGUACUUGAACGCUCAGGCCACUGGACUGACGCGCAUGCCUUACAUCCCCGACGUUGCUGAGUUCGUGGCCAAAGGUCUUAACAAACGCGCCACAUUCUUCGGAUGCGAAGACAAGUCCAAAAUGUUCAUCAUCUACCUCCCCAACGUCAACUACACUUUCGCGUCCAACCAGCCGACGUCCAAGAUUCAGUAUAGUGUGGAGGAGACGAACGCUAUGAUCAACAAUGGCAACCAAAUCGCUACGCAGAAUGGUGAUAAGCAGUGGCCCUUCUGCUUUGCUUGUGGGAUUAAGAACAGAGAUGGGGCGAAGUUGCCAAAGGGGUGCGAUGCCUGCUUCAGCAAGUAUUGCUACAAGAGAUGA